Mytilinidion resinicola is the source of this 888-nucleotide messenger RNA. RefSeq names its product MRP-L47-domain-containing protein. The record is from RefSeq and is a predicted model, not a curated record. The transcript is spliced from 4 exons. Gene Ontology annotation, cellular component: mitochondrial large ribosomal subunit; mitochondrial ribosome. Gene Ontology annotation, molecular function: structural constituent of ribosome. Gene Ontology annotation, biological process: mitochondrial translation. NCBI's taxonomy places the organism in Eukaryota, Fungi, Ascomycota, Dothideomycetes, Mytilinidiales, Mytilinidiaceae. The coding region runs from base 34 to 855 and encodes 273 amino acids.
AUCACCACCAAUUCAACACCCUAUAUCCCGGAGAUGGCCACCGCGCCUUUGGCCCGUUUUCCCAAGCGAAAUUGCGGCCUCUCAAGCUCCGAUUCGGUCCUCUCCUUCCUCGCGCCCUCUCUCCCAACUGCCCGAUCUACGCCGCGCUCCUCUGUCUCCCGAUUCUCAACCUCGUCGUCGCAAUGGGCUCGGGAUAACAACAAGAACCGUGGGGUGUCUGAAGUGCGGGCUACUGGACUCCGGAAGCGACAGACUUUGCACGUCACAGUGGACGACCUGCCGAUUCCAAUACCAAAGGAGAAAUUCACUACAAAAAUACCUGUCGACGAGAACCACGGCCUUUGGGGCUUUUUCAACAAGGAGAAACGGCUUUUGGCAACACCAGAUGAGGAUGCGGCGCAUGGGCGAGCGUGGACCGUUCAGGAGCUACGAUCAAAGUCAUGGGAAGACCUGCACAGCCUAUGGUGGGUAUGUGUGAAGGACCGUAAUCGUCUCGCGACUGAGAAGAUCAUACGCGACACAAGAAAGAUUGGAUAUGGCGCAUUUGAGUCGGACGAGAGAGACCAGACGAUCAGGACUACCCAGCGUGCUAUCCGACACGCGCUGACUGAGCGAUGGUAUACAUGGGAGGAGGCGAGGAAGGUAGCGCGGAAUGAUCCAGAGAUCGACUUGAAUGCUGCCGUCAGGGAAGUGUAUCUUCCGAUGGAUUAUGAUCCCGAGGUCGAAUCAGACUCCCCUGAAACCGAGGCGGAAGCGGAGACCAUUGAGCCUGAGAUAGCAGAAGAGCAGCCCGAAUCAGAAACAUCCGAGAAUCGAUCGAGGAAGGAUCGCAGAGCUCGAGAAGUAGCCUCAUAGCCAUGCAAGGCAAUGAGUGUAUUAUAACCUACG